AUGAGCCCAGCGAGCAGCCUCGCCGGCGACAGUGUUACCGGCGGCGCGGGAGGGGGAAAAGCAGGAGGAGGGAGGAGGAAGAGGAGAUCGGGAUUGUGGCUUUUCAGGAGGCUGAAGUUCAACAAGGAGUCGCUUAGGUGGAGGUGGAAGUUCCUGACCUCUGUUUUCAAGUGGAAGCGCGUCAAUUUGCAGAUUUCGCUCGUCGACGAUGUCCUCUUCAAGAUCGUCUCCGUUCUUGAGGCGAUUGUGUUGGUAGCCACCCUGUCUUUCUUCUACCUCUGUUGCGGCUGCCACUUUUGA
Messenger RNA from Linum tenue, 300 nucleotides. The record is from the annotation of a GenBank genome assembly. NCBI's taxonomy places the organism in Eukaryota, Viridiplantae, Streptophyta, Magnoliopsida, Malpighiales, Linaceae.